Molecule: messenger RNA, 1628 nt
Organism: Microplitis demolitor
Lineage: Eukaryota; Metazoa; Arthropoda; Insecta; Hymenoptera; Braconidae
Product: cilia- and flagella-associated protein 410
Exons: 10
Coding region: 369-1613 (414 amino acids)
Biological process (GO): cytoskeleton organization
Molecular function (GO): protein binding
Source: RefSeq, a predicted model, not a curated record
UAUUUCUAUUGUCUGUGAUUUUACACUCCGCACAUUUCUAUUCACAUUUUGUUCACGGCCUGUUUCAUAGCAGUCGACCAAGAACCAUGAUGACGUAUGGUUUGUGUAAUCUCUUCAUAAACAAUUAUUUUCAAACGUGAGAAAUUAUUUUAUAGUUAAAAAAAAAAACAAAUUAAUAAAUAAACUAUGUUUUCUAAUACAUAGUAUUCAUUUCAUCAAAUACUGAUUAUUUAGUCGUAAUAAUAUCUUAAUAUCUGUCACCAAACUCGUUUAAUUGAAAGUUUCAUUAUAAAUUCAUUUAUUGACGGUGUUAUUUAAUUUUCCUUUGUAUUAAUUUGUGAAAAUAAUAAAAAGUUAAAUGGUUCACAAUGGUGAGACUAACGGAAGAAAUGGUUGUUGCUAGAUCACGAAUUUCGGAUCUUACUGCUGUUAAAAAACUCAAUUGUUGGGGCUCCGAAUUAACAGAUGUUAGUAUUUUACGUGAAUUAAAAAAAGUCGAAGUUUUAUCACUGAGCGUCAACAAAAUAAACAGCUUAUCAGAUUUUCAAUUCUGUUCAAAUCUAAAAGAUUUAUUUGUUAGAAGAAAUAACAUAACAGAUUUAAAUGAAAUAUGUUAUUUACAAAAUUUACCAAACCUUCGUAAUUUAUGGCUUGAAGAAAAUCCUUGCGCUGAAAGAGAGGGAUAUCGUAUGGCUGUAAUUAGAGCUCUACCAAAUUUAGAAAAGCUUGAUGAUAAAUUUGUAACUGCUGAUGAAAUAAAUGUUGCAUUAUCACGGGGAAAAAUUCUUGUCCAUCCUCUGAGUAUGGAUGCGUCACCCCCACAUUCAGAUCCAGCAAGUCCUGAGGAAGUCGCUGAGUUCAUUGACGACGUUGUAUUAGAGAGAAAUAGGAGAUACAGUUCAUCUAGCGACCAGAGAAGUUAUGAGGAUCCUCAUCAAGUUCAUGAAGAAUAUCAAGAUACUGAUCGAAGAAAUGCUAAUUAUAAUGCAUCAUCUCCUCAUCAAUAUUCUCAAAAUAAUCAUCACUACAAUUAUGACCUUCAAAAUGGACAAACUAAAAAUCAAGUAAAAGAUGAAACAGCUAAAAUUGAAUUACGUACCAAUGGACACAGCUUGCAGAAUAACAUUCCUGAAUUUCCUAAGGAUUACGAUGAUCGUCCAGCUGUUGCAAAACAGAAUGGAGAUUAUGAAGAUCGUCGCGGUUAUAGUGCUGAGUACGAGAGAUCGAGUGAACCUAAUACUCAUCGUUCGCAGCAAGUUCUGCCGUCACCAAGAACAGCUUACUCUGUCAACGAGUAUGGCGAUGAAAGACGAUCUAUAGAUCGAAAUAUUUAUGAAUGUGAAGACAGAAGACAAAUAGAUUAUGAGGAAUUACAUCAAUCAAGACGAACGUCUGCUCACCAAAACAGUGAAAGGGAGGAUCCUAGAGAAAUGCCAGGUUGGGUGCGACAUUCGGAGAAAGAUAAAUGCCGGUUUCAUUAUCACAGGAGACCUGUUACGAGAAAUUCAAACAUUUUAUCUGCUGUUUUGUGUCUUGUGAAAGAAUUAGAUUACCCAAGUUUGGAAGUUGUCGAAAUGGCAGUUCGCAACAGAAUGGACGAAUUAGAAGAAUGAUGUAUCUGACGCCGU